Poecilia reticulata (guppy) is the source of this 2673-nucleotide messenger RNA. Its product is annotated as isthmin-2-like. The record is from RefSeq and is a predicted model, not a curated record. Lineage: Eukaryota; Metazoa; Chordata; Actinopteri; Cyprinodontiformes; Poeciliidae.
GCUCCGAACCUUUUCAGUAGGAAUCACUGGGCGCAGUGGAGGCGGGUGAAGCACAACCCAGGUAUUGAGGCCUGAGCUCUCAUGCCGGUGGUCGCAGGUUCGAUUCCCGGCCUGGCUACAUUUGCCGCGUGUCYCUCAUUAACCUCUUUCUKGUCAAACUACYUUCAAGAAAAGGCCACUAGAGCCACGGGGUCAGAGGGGUCCAGUCAACUGGUUCUGCCCAUCAUCUAACAGCUUUCAGUCAAUUACAAAUGUUAAGAAUACACAUUUAAAAAYGUAUUAAAAAUUCAUCACUGGAGGUUGGAAACCUAUUCCCUCCAAAUAUUAGACCAUAACAUCCUGCACAAUAAYAUAUUSUCCAGGAAUGCCGCUUCAGGUCAAAGGUCACCCAUCCAGGAUGUCCAGGUUGCCGGUUCAAUCCCCGCUCUGUCUGCCGUUGUAUCAUUGAGCAAGAUACUUGACCCUCCUUACCUGCUGGUGGUGGUUCAACAGGGGGCGCCACUGCAUGGCCCUCUGGCCUCCAUCAGGCUGCUGUAGGGUAACUGUGGCUACCAUCUGGUAGCUCACCACCAUCAGUGAUGAGUACAGGACAGCUGAGCAGGUUUUCCUAAGCUGGACCCACAGAGUCUGAAGACAUAUCUGUUCUUACACACAGAAACAAUUUUAUUUUGGUGGUCUUCUCAGAGGGCCGAGGAUGGAACCCUGGGGAACACCCCCGCUAACUGCUAGCUUAGGUUGAAAUCCUUGUUAAUUUCAUGGUUUCCUUCCAGUUUUAGACAUUUAACAGUUUUAUCCUCUCCAAUUCUUGGACGGCCCACAGGAAGAUGCUCUGUGCUGCUAAAAUGACGAGCCUCUGGUUCUGAUCUGGAACUUGGCCCCAAACCGUUUUGACCCAGUUGUGAGAAGUGAAAUGCAGAGUUUGGCUCAGAAACUCGAAGCCUCCAGUUGACACUUAGAGGAAAUGACCCCCCUCCCCCAACAUGCCUGGAGCUGCUGGGCUUUAACCGUUUAGCUAAAAAUACAGAAACUCGACCCGGGAGACGGGCCGCCGGAUCGCAGGACCAGAACCCUAACCGGAGCAGUUCAGGCUCUUGCAGCACAUUCUGGAUCCAGGAAAUGUUUCUGCCCUGUCCAAACUCUGAUUGGGUCACUGCUGAAUCCAGAACUUCAGUUCCUUCAGGACCGGCGGAGAAAGUUCCUCCARCAACUGCUGAACCCUCCAUGUGUUCAUGUUUCWGCCGUCGGUCCAGCUCAACUUGUGUCUCUAUUUUGCAGAUCAGAACCGAGGAGCAACCAGAUCAUCCCAACCUGGAUCAUCUUCAGCAGGAAAACCUGCUGCAGACGCUUCCUCUUCCAUCUUCCUCCACUUCCACACACCGCUGGCCCCAGCAGAAGGACCUCCGCCCAUCACCUGCACCUGAGGGGGAGGAGCCUGGAGCACCUGAGGGGGAGGAGCCUGGAGCACCUGAGGGGGAGGAGCCUGGAGCACCUGAGGGGGAGGAGCCUGGAGCCUUCGUCCUGGAUCUGAGGAAAUUCCCUGAUCUGGCCAAUGUUUAUGUGGGCUCCCAGAAUCCCAACAUCCAGGUGACCAUUGAGGUGAUGGAGGCCUCCCAGAYYGAGGUGGAGAUGGACCUGGCCAAGGAGAACCAGCGCAACGACUGGUCCGAGUCGCCAUCCGAGUGGAUGAGCAAGAAGCUGUUCUGGCCGCUAUUCUGGGAGAGCAGGCUGGCAGGAACCGGGCCUGAGGACUACGGCUACGACCCGGCGGACGCUGUGCYGGGCUGGAGCGAAGAGGGGGAGACCAACGACAGCUUUGAGGGUGAAGGGUGGAGUGACUGGGCCCCAUGCAGCACCACCUGCGGACCUGGAUCUCAGAAACGGACGCGGUCCUGCGGCUCCGGCUGCACAGCAGCAGAAUCACGCACAUGUGACCUGGAGAGCUGUUCCAGCGCUGUGGUCACAGAGGCCGAGGUGACGCCGCUCCACCAGUUCAACAACACAGACUCCAGUGUGGACAGCUGUGAAAAGUGGCUGAGCUGCAGGAACGAGUUCCUCCAGAAGUACCUCCACCAGGUGCUGACCCAGCUGCCCUCCUGCCCCUGCUCCUACCCCUCAGAGGCCGUCUACGGCGCCAUCAGCAUCCCGGACCGCAGGCUGCGCAGGACGUACCGCUGGAGAGACGCCAGCGGGCCCAAAGAACGGCUGGACAUCUACAAACCUUCGGCCCGGUUCUGCGUCCGCUCCAUGCUGUCCUACGACAGCCUGACGCUAGGGGCGCAGCACUGUUGCUAUGACGACCGGAUGAGGCUGAUCACACGCGGCAAAGGCGCCGGAGCGCCGGACCUGAUCGGCGCCGAGUUCUCCCCGGAGCUGCAUUACCAGGUGGACGUCCUGCCCUGGAUCCUAUGCAAAGGAGACUGGAGCCRGUUCCACUCGGCCAGGCCGCCCAACAACGGGCUGACCUGCCUGGAGAACCCGGCCGAACCGGCGUUCCAGACGGAGCUCAGAGAUGCCCGGGAGUACUGAGGCCCGGUUCUGAGAGACAGAACGACCCGUCCAAAUAUGAAACCAUCGGACCUGAGCAGCUGUGUGUGUGUGUCAUUAUUAUUAUUGUUAUUUUGUUAUGUAGACCAACACAAGCUAGAAUAAAGUCUGGCAAGUUUUCCUACUUAA